GCGUGCAAAUGUCUCGAGAAGUUCCUCAUGUCAAAUUCAUUUUCCCGAAUGCCCCUGUUCAACCAGUAACUAUUAAUGGUGGCGCUGUAAUGCCUUCAUGGUACGAUAUUAUGUCGUUAGCUGAUCAUAAUGUUAUGUUGAACGCACGCGAAGAUGAAAAAGGAUUGCUAGCAUCAAUUGCAGCAG
Ambispora leptoticha is the source of this 186-nucleotide messenger RNA. The record is from the annotation of a GenBank genome assembly. NCBI's taxonomy places the organism in Eukaryota, Fungi, Glomeromycota, Glomeromycetes, Archaeosporales, Ambisporaceae.